Molecule: messenger RNA, 2052 nt
Organism: Sardina pilchardus (European sardine)
Lineage: Eukaryota; Metazoa; Chordata; Actinopteri; Clupeiformes; Clupeidae
Gene: adkb
Product: adenosine kinase b
Exons: 11
Coding region: 150-1187 (345 amino acids)
Biological process (GO): purine nucleobase metabolic process; purine ribonucleoside salvage
Cellular component (GO): nucleus; cytosol
Molecular function (GO): adenosine kinase activity
Source: RefSeq, a predicted model, not a curated record
CAGUUGUUGGGUUCCGGUUUCAGCGAAAUUAGACAACUAAAACGCAUGCUGUCCCUCCUGGAUGUUGAUAAGAGAUUUUAAAAGACGUGAAAGCGUGAAGCUACAGUUUGUCUACAGGUUGCACUUAGAGAACUCCGAUAUCAACAGCCAUGCCAGCUUCCAGCCAAAAUGCCCUGUUCGGGAUGGGAAACCCUUUGUUGGACAUUUCUGCAGUGGUGGACAAGGACUUCUUGGACAAGUACGGUCUGAAGCCCAAUGACCAGAUCCUGGCAGAGGACAAACACAAAGAACUGUUUGAAGAGAUCGCCAAGAAGAACAAAGUGGAGUACCAUGCCGGCGGUUCUACGCAGAACUCUGUCAAAAUUGCCCAGUGGAUGAUCCAGGAGCCCCACAAGGUGGCCACGUUCUUUGGCUGCAUCGGUAAGGACCGCUUCGGUGAGAUCCUGAAGCAGAAGGCGGAGGAGGCCCACGUGGACGCGCAGUACUACGAGCAGAGCCAGGAGCCCACCGGCACAUGCGCCGCCUGCAUCACCGGAGAGAACAGGUCCCUGGUUGCUAAUCUGGCCGCCGCGAACUGCUACAGCAAAGAGAAGCACCUGGACCUGGACGCCAACUGGGGCCUGGUGGAGAAGGCUCGCGUCUUCUACAUUGCCGGCUUUUUCUUGACCGUGUCGCCCGACUCCAUUCUGAAGGUGGCCAAGCACGCAUCGGAGAACAACAAGGUGUUUGGCCUGAACCUGUCGGCGCCGUUCAUCAGCCAGUUCUUCAAGGAGCCGCUCAUGAACGUCAUGCCCUACGUGGACGUUGUGUUCGGCAACGAAACGGAGGCAGCCACGUUUGCCCGUGAGCAAGGCUUUGAGACGGAGGAUAUUGGAGAAAUUGCGCGGAAGGUGCAGAACCUGCCGAAGGUGAACAAGAACCGUCAGCGCAUCGUGGUCUUCACGCAAGGCAAGGACGACACCGUGGCAACCGUCGGUGAUAAUGUGACGAGUUUCCCAGUGCUAGAGAUUGAUCAGAGUGACAUUGUGGACACCAACGGAGCUGGAGAUGCUUUUGUUGGAGGUUUCCUGUCGGAGCUGGUCCUGGAGAAGCCCCUGGAGCAGUGCAUCCGGGCCGGCCACUACGCCGCCAACGUCAUCAUCCGCCGUGCGGGGUGCACCUUCCCUGACAAGCCCGACUUCCAAUAACCUCCACAACCUCACGCCUCUUCCUCCUCCUCCUCCUCCUCUUCCUCUUCCCCUAAACACUGUGUAUUUCCAUAUCCUCUGCCUCUCUCUCUCUCUCUUUUGAUCUCUCUGUCUUCAGAACAUCCACUCAUUCACUAUAAAGUGCACUAUGAAAAAGCAUACAGUAGUUAUUCACUAUAUUGUGCACUGUUUGACUCUAUGUGUACUCUGAAGUGAAUCACUAAUAAGGUUGCUGUUCACUUUAAAGUGCACUAUGUAGUGAGUAAGUGGUUGUUUUGAACACAGACACUUUCUUUUUGUUUUGUAUUUUUUUCAGCCUCUGUAAUGUAAUGCCUGCAUCUCAGACUCUUAAUGUGCCUCUUUGUUUUUGUUUACACUUUCUACUCCUUGGCAGGACUCCACAGAAAUUGCAAAUGUAUACGUCUGAUGCGUCACACUAAAAUUAAUUCCCCCAUAACUGUGAGAAGCAGCCUGAACUUGAACUUUAGCUGUCCAAAACAGCAUCACAGUAGUCUUUUUUUUUUACACACACAAAUAGCAAUCUCCUUUGUAUUUAAUACUGAAGUGAAAGAGAAUAUGUAAAGAAAAUCUAGUAUUUGGAAUGCGAACAUAGAAUAGCAGCUAAUGUAAUCAAUGUCAUAGAUUUCAUAUUUCAGACUAAGGAACAAGAAUAGAUCAUAUUCGGCAAUUAUUGUUGUGAAGCUCAGGAUGUAUCUGUAAACGCACAAUCCACUAUGUUAAAAGAAAAGGUACACGAUUGUUGUCUGCUGAAGGUCAAGAUCUGUCUGCAUACUCUGUUACACGGCCAAGCGUCAACGUAAUGCAAUCAGACAAGACAAAUAAAUAGAAGAAGAAGAGAAAAAAA